Molecule: messenger RNA, 807 nt
Organism: Fragaria vesca subsp. vesca
Lineage: Eukaryota; Viridiplantae; Streptophyta; Magnoliopsida; Rosales; Rosaceae
Product: ubiquitin-conjugating enzyme E2 19-like
Exons: 11
Coding region: 1-807 (268 amino acids)
Source: RefSeq, a predicted model, not a curated record
AUGUGUGGCACUCUUGAUUACCUCCCUCCUGAGAUGGGAGGUAAUUCAGCAAAGAAGGACAUCAUCAUUGCUGGAUUCCUUAUCUAUUUCAACAAAGAAGAUGAUUUGCAGAGGGGGAACUUUUUGAAAGAUAUUUUGAAGGGUGUACUGUUUUUAUUUAGAAGGUUCUACACUCUUGUGGUGUUAUACCUGUCUUUCAGAAUCUCAUUUGUAAUGGACUUGUACUUGCUGAGGAUGGAUUCAGUACGAUUAUACCUAAUUAACUCUCCUGUUGUGCGCGAGGAACCAUUACGUGUCAAGAAGGAAGGAGUUUACUGUGUUGUUGAUAUUAUUCUUUCAGAUGGUUAUUUGGCUAGAGCUGCUGUUCCCAGGUGCCUCUAUGGGCUUCAAUCCGAGUUGAUGGCUCUAAUGAUGGGUGGAGAUUCGGGGAUAUUUGUUUUCCCUGAAGAAGACAACAUAUUCUACUGGAAAGGGACCAUCAAUGGAAGCAAAGACACGGUUUUUGAAGGGACUCAAUACAGAUUGUUGCUCUCUUUCCCCAAUGACUAUCCCUUUAAGCCUCCCACGGUCAAGUUUGAGACUUUCUGCUUUCAUCCCAAUGUCGAUGUUCGCGGCCAUAUUUGCUUGGAUAUUCUUCAGAAAUGGUCUUCGGCUUAUGAUGUGAGAACCAUCCUCUUAUCGAUCCAGAGCUCAAUUACAGAACCAAACACAAGCUCACCUUUGAACCCCCAAGCAGUGCAACUUUGGAGCAAUCAAGAAGAAUAUAGGAAGAUGGUGGUGAAAUUGUACAAGGCUCGAAACGCUUAA